Messenger RNA from Euleptes europaea (tarantolino), 999 nucleotides. Its product is annotated as zinc finger protein ZFP2-like. The record is from RefSeq and is a predicted model, not a curated record. Gene Ontology annotation, cellular component: nucleus. The annotation marks the transcript as partial. Lineage: Eukaryota; Metazoa; Chordata; Lepidosauria; Squamata; Sphaerodactylidae. The transcript has 2 exons.
GAGUGUGGAAAGGCCUUUGCUUCGAGUUCAAAUCUUAAUGUCCAUCAACGUAUCCACACUGGGGAGAAACCUUAUAAAUGCUUAGAGUGUGGAAAGGCCUUUGCUUCGAAUUCAGAGCUUACCAUCCAUCAACGUAUCCACACUGGGGAGAAACCUUAUAAAUGCUUGCAGUGUGGAAAGUGCUUUGCUCAGCCUUCAAACCUUACUAUUCAUCAGCGUAUCCACACUGGGGAGAAACCUUAUAAAUGUUUGGAGUGUGGAAAGAAGUUUGCUUUGAGUUCAGAGCUUAUUGUCCAUCAACGUAUCCACACUGGGGAGAAACCUUAUAAAUGCUUGCAGUGUGGAAAGAGCUUUGCCAGGAGUUCAAACCUUACUAUCCAUCGGCGUAUCCACACUGGGGAGAAACCUUAUAAAUGUUUGGAGUGUGGAAAGGCCUUUGCCUCGAAUUCCGAGCUUAUUGUCCAUCAACGGUCACACACCGGGGAGAAACCUUAUAAAUGUUUGCAGUGUGGAAAGAGCUUUGCUAGGCGUUCAAGCCUUACCAUCCACCAGCAUUUCCACACUGGAGAGAAACCUUAUAAAUGUUUGCAGUGUGGAAAGAACUUUGCUUUGAGUUCAGAGCUUACUAUCCAUCAGCGUAUCCACACUGGGGAGAAACCUUAUAAAUGCUUCCAGUGUGGAAAGCUCUUUGCUCGGCGUACAAGCCUGACUAACCACCAGCGUAUCCACACUGGGGAGAAACCUUAUAAAUGCUUGCAGUGUGGAAAGAGCUUUGCUGUCUGUUCACACCUUACUAUCCAUCAGCGUAUCCACACUGGGGAGAAACCUUAUAAAUGCUUGCAGUGUGGAAAGGCCUUUACUUCGUGUUCAGACCUUACUACCCAUCAGCGUAUCCACACUGGGGAGAAACCUUAUAAAUGCUUGCAGUGUGGAAAGAGCUUUGCUUGGCGCUCAAGCCUUACUAUCCACCAGCGUACCCACACUGGAGAGAAACUAUAA